Molecule: messenger RNA, 1311 nt
Organism: Suillus clintonianus
Lineage: Eukaryota; Fungi; Basidiomycota; Agaricomycetes; Boletales; Suillaceae
Product: NADP-dependent oxidoreductase domain-containing protein
Exons: 5
Coding region: 56-1243 (395 amino acids)
Biological process (GO): dehydro-D-arabinono-1,4-lactone biosynthetic process
Cellular component (GO): cytosol
Molecular function (GO): D-arabinose 1-dehydrogenase [NAD(P)+] activity
Source: RefSeq, a predicted model, not a curated record
AAGACGACAAUAUCUCGUUCCCUCAUUUGACGAUCCGCGCUAUCUAUUAAGUAGUAUGGUGGUCAACUUCAACGCUCCUGAUCCUGAUUAUCCUCUCCCUCCUCUCAAGGAGGUACCGGAUGACGAUGCUGAUAAGCCAAAAGAGGCGUAUAAGCUGACUACGACGCUUAGCGGCUUCCCUGCGAUCAUCUUUGGCGCUGCUACGUUAUCCCGCAUCUAUAAUGAAGCCGACCAUAUCUCCGGAGUAACACCUUUACGAGCUGCCAGGCUGGCCCUGCGCUAUGGCAUCAAUGCAUUCGAUACUGCGCCAUUCUAUGGGGAUUCUGAGAUCAUCCUCGGGAACGCUCUUCAAGCUCUUGAGCCUGAAUUUCCUCGGGAUUCAUAUACGUUGAUCACUAAGGUCGGCCGCUAUCCUACCGAAUUCGAUUAUACCCCUGAGGGUAUUGAGAGUAGUAUCGCGCGCAGUCUUCGGCGCUUGCACACCACCUACCUUGACGUCGUAUACUUGCAUGAUGUCGAAUUCGUCGCGGACGAGAAGCUCCCUAGAAGAGGAGGAAACCACGUUACUGCUCUUGGGGAAGAGAGGGAACAAUACGGGUUGAAUGAAAGUCAGGAGGGUGAGACUUAUACGGACAAGGAUCACAAAGUUUUGUCCGCUGUGAAGAAGCUUUUUGAGCUGCGAGAUGACAGAGGCGUCAUCAAGCGCGUGGGGAUCAGCGGCUUCCCACUUCCAACUCUCCUGCGUAUCGCGAUUCUCAUCCAGAAGCGCCUCGGGAAGCCAGUAGACCUCUUGAUGUCCUACUGCCACCUCACACUGCAGAAUAGCACCCUCGCGCAGUUCAAAUCCGAAUUCGGGCCACGCGCGGGAGUGAAGCAAGUUAUCACCGCCUCGCCUAUAGCCAUGGGUCUUCUGCGGCCUUCGCCCCUUCUGGCGCAUCCUGCGCCACUCGAGAUCAGGGUCGCGGCAAAGAGGGCUGUGCAGCUCAGUGAGGAGUGGGAUGCGUCUGGGACUGGUCUUCCUGACUUGGCGCUGCAGUAUACGUUUGCGCGCGCGAGGGAGAUUGGGAUUCCUGCAGCGGUUGGGCUUAGUACACUUGAGGAGGUCCAUGCGAGUGCGAAGGCUUGGCAUGAGGUGGAUGCUGAGGGGUUGUCGACGAAGGAGGACUGGGUUACUCGGGUUAAGAGCGUGCAGGACUUGUUCAGGGAUGUGCAGAUGCUGGACUACUCUUGGGCGACACCUUGAUUUACAUAAGUCGGUGAAGGCGGACAAGCAUGUACGAUUAAGUUUGCAGGAACAGUCACGGAACAGUA